Messenger RNA from Pollicipes pollicipes, 3594 nucleotides. Its product is annotated as CD109 antigen. The record is from RefSeq and is a predicted model, not a curated record. Gene Ontology annotation, molecular function: protein binding; endopeptidase inhibitor activity. Lineage: Eukaryota; Metazoa; Arthropoda; Thecostraca; Pollicipedomorpha; Pollicipedidae.
CCCACCAUGAAGACGCUCUCGCUGCCCGUGUCCGCCGAAAUGGCUCCCAGCUUCCGCAUCCUGGUGUACCACGUGACCGACGACGGCGAGGUGGUCACCGACUCCAUCCAGGUGCCCGUGGAGGGCAUCAACCGUGGACGGACGAAAGUGGUGCUGAACCAGCACAAGGACCACUCGAAGAACACGCUGGAACUGGGCAUGUGGAGCACCCCGGGCGCCACCUUCUGCACCAGCUCCGGCCGGGCGUACCUCUACAGCGUGCAGGCCGGGCACGACCUCACGCGCACCUCGGUCCUCUCGGCACUGCACUCGUUCGAGAACACCACCAGACCCAUUCACAGCGCCAACUGGCGCUGGCGAGAUGGUAGCCAGCCGAUGAGGUCCGAGCACUACAUCACGCAAAACUACGGCAUCGACGCCAACACCACCUUCGACCUGGCCGGCCUCGUGGUCUUCACGGACGCUAUAGUCGAGUCUGUCCCUGGGUCAGAUUGUGUGGAGGGCGAGCUGCGCUGUGUGACCCGCGGCUGCUUCAACGCCACGCUCCUGUGUAACGGCAUCGAUGACUGCCCAGACCGUUCCGACGAGAUGGGCUGCCACGUGGAGCUGGGCGACGACGAGCAGGAGCGACGCUUCCGGCUGGACCGUCGCUCCGUCUACAACGAGUUCUUCGACCCCGAGGACGGCGACUGGGCCUGGGUGCGCCAGGAGAUCGGGUACCAGGGCGGCGAGCAGCUGGUGCUGGAAGUGCCCGAGACCAACGACGACUGGUACAUCAACGGCUUCAGCAUCAGCCAGAAGGACGGCUUCGGGCUGAUCGAGACGCCACUACACUAUGUCAGCAACCGGCCGUUCUACAUGACCAUGGAGCUGGUGGAGAACAUCAGGCGUGGCGAGACGAUCUCGGCGCGCCUCAUGCUGGCCAACAACCAAGAGAUCGAGGUGCUGGCGCUGGUCGUCCUCGUCGACAGCGACGACUACCAGUUUGUGCACGUGGAGCUGGACGGUGUGAUCUCGCACCGGAAUGUGCGCACAUCCAGCGGGGAUCACCAGCACCUGGUGCCGAUUCCGGCCGGCGAAAGUGUGGAGGUGACGAUCCCGAUCAAACCGAUGGUCGAGGCCGGCUCCUUCGACGUCACCAUCAAGUGCAUCACCCAGUUCGGACUGGACGUGGAGGAGGCGACCGUCGAGGUUUCGCCGGAGGGAGUCGGCAUCGGGAAGCACACGUCCUUCCUGCUUGACCUGAAGAACCGGGCGGUGGACCACAAGUUCCUCAACAUCCUCACGGAAGAGUCGCCGGAGGUGCCGUACGCCACCUGGCGUCGCUUCGUCUACGGCAGUCCGCAGGGUUCCGUCACCGUUUCAGGGCGACGGCGUGGGCGGUGCGGCAGCUGCACUACUCCCAGUUCCAGGACUGGGAAAACUUCCUGUACGUCGAGCCGCGCAUCCUGUCCGAGGCCGCCAAGUGGCUGACCCUGUACCAGAACGAGGACGGCUCCUUCUACGAGACCGAGGCGUACGAGUUCCCGCUCGACCAGAAGAUGGACCCGCGCUCCAAGAUCCCCGGCGAGACGAACCGCAAACGCUACGUGCCGCUCACCGCCCACGUGCUCAUCACGCUGCACGAGGUGCAGGAGAAGCUGCAGGGUGAGGCGAAGGCAGCAGUCGCCACCGCCAAGAUCCGCGCCAUGCAGUACCUGGAGCGCAGCCUGAACGUGCUGACCGACGCGUACGAGAUCACCAUCACGGCCUACGCGCUGACCGUCAGCAACAGCGUCGACCGCGAGGUGGCGUUCAUGAAGCUGCGCGAGGCGCGCCGCGAGAUCGAGGGCAUGUACUACUGGGCGCGCGACCCGCUCGAGACGAACCCGGUCAGCAAGGACGUCAACCAGCGGCCCUACGUGGAGCCCAAGAACGAACAGCCGUGGGACGCGCAGUCGGUGGAGGCGACGUCGUACGGCCUGCUGGUGUACCUGCUGCGAGACGGCGUCGGCAUCGACCAGGAGAAGAUGGUGAAAUGGCUCAACUCCAUGCGCAUGUUCGACGCCGCCUGGAUCUCCACCGUGGACAGCAUCAUGGCCAUGCAGGCGCUCACGGAGUACUCCUUCCGCGCGCGGCUGCGUGACAUCACCGACAUGCAAGUCUACAUCGAGACCUCCGGCCUGAGGAAUUUCCAGGAGGUGGUCCGCAUCACCAACAACGCCACCUCCGUCAUACCGGCUGUCGAACUUCCGCAAGUUUGGGGCCACAUCAACGUGGUGGGCCAGGGCGCCGGCCAAGCCGUGGUCCAGCUGGACCUCUCGUUCGGCAUCGACCGUGAGGACCUCAAGGACACGCCGCCCGUCAAGGCGUUCGACCUGACGGUGCGCGAGAACGCCCUGCAGGAGGCGCGGAACAAGUCUAUCAUCCACGUGGAGGCAUGCUUCCGAUGGGUGAACACGGACGAGUCGCCCGUCAGCGGCGCCACCAUCUUGGAGGUGGAGUUCCCAGCGGGUACCGACUGGAUCAGCAGGUGGCCAAUGCCAACGUGCGCGCGUUCAAGCGCAGACCAAUGAACACUCUGAUGAACGGGAAAACGGCGCCAGAUAAGAUCUUCUGGUUCUUCGAUAAGGUUUACAGCAACUUCACUCAGUGCUACAACUGGACGAUUUUCCGCCGCUUCCUGGUGGCCAACUACACGGCCGUCAGGACCGCCUUCAUGUACGAGUACUUCGCGCCCGAGCGAUUCGAGAUGCAGAUCCUCAACUCGACCGAGCUGAAUGUGAUCGACAUCUGCCAAGUGUGCGGCUCGUACCAGUGUCCCUACUGCCCGUGGUACAGUGGCGCCGCCUCGCUGGGACCCAGCCUGUUGCUAGUUGCGGCCGUGGCCUGCCAGAUGGCAGUACUGGCGCUGGGCGGGACGUCGCCAUCAGCGCGGUAGGGCUGGCCGCUGCGUCGUGUGAGCGAGAUCGUAUGGUAAGAAGGCGGGCUUCCCCCUGCUCGGCGCAGCCCCAGUCACUGGUUGCAUGCAGGACAAUGUGGUGUUAGCCGUGGUUUGCCUGUCAGGAGUCAUCACGCCUGAGCGUAUAAAAGCGCCACGUGUUCUGUGUUGGACAAUGGUAGACUGAGCGGCUGCGGUUGAUGCUGUGAAAACGCAUUCCAUGUGUUAUGGUUUACUCGUGUUUCGACAACAUACGGAUCUGAAACAGUGCUGGAGCGGGAGUGACUCCGUUCUGCACGAUGUCCACCGCUGGCCACAGAUCGGGGGCGUGUCCCGAGCGCGGUGGGCCGGUGGCAUUCAACUCCCUCGGCAGGUGCUCGACUCACACGUGAUGGUGCCGAAUCGGAGUGUCCCCAAAUCCAGCCGAUUCAGCACUGAAUGAUUUGAAUGCGAACAUGUCUUUUGCGUCGGCCAUUUUGAAUGCCUUUUUAUGUAAUUUUUGUCAGUGUUUUAACAAUAUGAAUUUGUAAUUGUUUUGUAUGUCACAACGGUGCAGAGUGACAGGCGUAGGAUGUUAAUGGUUGAUCUGCAACUCUUCAAUCGAAGCGGGCUGAGGCAGAGGCUGGUCCUAAGAUGGUGAGCUUCAAGUCUCAGUGUACACAACACCAGAAUGA